GGAAACCUCGAGACUAGGGGUCCAGAGACUGGCUGCCGGUUCCCAGACACUUGGGGGAGAGAAGGCUGAAACGAUGCAUCAGAUUUAUAGCUGCAGCGAUGAAAAUAUAGAAGUUUUCACCACCGUGAUUCCUUCCAAGGUGUCCAGUCCAGCCAGGAGAAGAGUCAAAAGCUCUCAACACCUCUUGACCAAGAAUGUGGUGAUCGAGAUGGACCUCUACACGUCCCGGCCCCUGGAGCUGCUGCCGCACCAUAGCGACCUUCGGGACGCAGGCGAAGACCACAGGUUCCGGCGUCUACAGAACGCUCGGCCUCCCGGGGCGCAUCCCGCCAAAACCCACUCCAGACCUGUGGGGAUUUCUGAACCCAAAGCAUCAAAUCUGUGUGGGAAUCGAGCAUAUGGAAAAUCACUGAUUCCUCCAGUGGCCCGGAUCUCAGUGAAAUCUCCAGCUGCAGCAGAGGUGGUAGCCACAGGCUCAGAGAAUGGAACUGUUCUAGGAAGAGGAUCCAGACAUCUCAAGAAGAUGACGGAAGAGUAUCCAGCUCUCCCCCAGGGUGCGGAGGCUUCCCUGCCACUGACAGGCAGUGCUUCCUGCGGUGUCCCUGGCAUCCUCCGAAAAAUGUGGACCAGGCACAAGAAGUCUGAAUAUGUGGGAGCCACCAACAGCGCCUUCGAGGCCGACUAA
Molecule: messenger RNA, 685 nt
Organism: Sciurus carolinensis (gray squirrel)
Lineage: Eukaryota; Metazoa; Chordata; Mammalia; Rodentia; Sciuridae
Product: vexin-like
Exons: 1
Coding region: 74-685 (203 amino acids)
Biological process (GO): neuron differentiation; neurogenesis
Source: RefSeq, a predicted model, not a curated record